UCCCUGCCUUGCCCCACCCCGCCUCGCCAGCGGCUGCCGCCGCGUCAGGUGACAGCCCGGAAGCUGCGGAAGCGGAUGAGAGAAGCGCGGCUGCGGCCCUGGGGGCGGGAGCUGUUCUCCCUCCACCGAUCUCCUAGUGCGGCCCUCAUGUGCUGCGCUCGCUGACACCCGAAGUCCGCGGCUCUCCGCACACGGUGGGGUCGUCAGACCCGCUGCCCUUGGCGGUCGAAGUCGUAGUGUGGGCCCGCGGCGGCCGCCCAUGGAGAAGGCCAGGAGAGGCGGGGAUGGCGCCCCCCGGGGGCCCGUACUGCACAUCGUGGUUGUUGGCUUUCACCAUAAGAAGGGCUGCCAGGUUGAAUUCUCUUACCCGCCCCUGAUUCCAGGAGAUGGACAUGACAGCCACACUUUACCUGAAGAAUGGAAGUAUUUGCCCUUCCUUGCCUUACCAGAUGGCGCACACAACUACCAGGAAGAUACUGUGUUUUUUCACUUGCCACCCAGAAAUGGAAAUGGAGCCACAGUAUUUGGUAUCUCUUGCUAUCGACAAAUUGAAGCCAAGGCACUGAAAGUAAGGCAAGCAGAUAUCACCAGAGAGACUGUUCAGAAAAGUGUCUGUGUUCUAAGCAAGCUGCCUUUGUAUGGUUUACUUCAAGCAAAACUUCAACUCAUUACACAUGCAUAUUUUGAAGAGAAGGAUUUUUCCCAAAUUUCCAUUCUAAAGGAACUUUAUGAACAUAUGAAUAGUUCCUUGGGAGGGGCUUCAUUAGAAGGAUCCCAAGUAUAUCUUGGUCUGUCACCUCGAGAUCUCGUCCUUCAUUUUCGACACAAGGUCUUAAUCCUAUUUAAGCUAAUUCUUCUUGAAAAAAAGGUUCUUUUUUAUAUUUCUCCAGUGAAUAAAUUGGUGGGUGCACUGAUGACUGUGUUAUCCCUUUUUCCAGGCAUGAUUGAACAUGGUCUCAGUGACUGUUCUCAGUAUAGACCCCGGAAGAGUAUGUCUGAAGAUGGUGGACUUCAGGAAAGUAACCCAUGUGCAGAUGAUUUUAAUUCUGCAUCCACUUCUGACGUUUCACAUACCAACUUGGGAACUGUCAGGAAAGUCAUGGCAGGAAACCAUGGAGAAGAUGCUGCCAUGAAGGCUGAAGAGUCUUUGUUCCAAGUGGAAGACAGCAGCAAAGGGCAGGAACCCAAUGAUAACAAUCAAUAUUUGAAACCUCCAUCUCACCCAUCUCCAGAUUCUUCAGAAAGUGACUGGGAAACUUUGGAUCCUAGUGUCUUAGAGGACCCCAACUUGAAAGAAAGGGAACAGCUGGGAUCAGACCAGACAAAUUUGUUUCCAAAGGACUCUGUCCCCUCAGAGAGUCUUCCAAUUACUGUACAACCUCAAGCUAAUACGGGACAGGUAGUCCUGAUACCAGGGCUCAUUUCGGGUUUGGAAGAGGAUCAGUAUGGCAUGCCCCUGGCCAUCUUCACAAAGGGAUAUCUGUGUUUGCCUUACAUGGCAUUGCAGCAGCAUCAUCUUCUCUCCGAUGUCACCGUUCGGGGGUUUGUUGCUGGAGCUACUAACAUCCUUUUUCGACAACAGAAACACCUCAGUGAUGCCAUUGUGGAAGUACGUUUAUGUGUAGAAGAAGCUCUGAUCCAGAUCCAUGAUCCAGAACUCAGGAAGCUGCUUAACCCAACCACUGCAGACCUAAGGUUCGCAGAUUACCUAGUGAGGCACGUGACUGAGAAUCGGGAUGACGUCUUCCUAGAUGGCACGGGCUGGGAGGGAGGUGACGAAUGGAUCCGGGCCCAGUUUGCAGUUUACAUUCAUGCCCUGCUGGCUGCCACACUGCAAUUAGAUAAUGAAAAGAUAUUAUCGGACUAUGGGACAACUUUUGUUACAGCAUGGAAGAAUACUCACAACUACAGGGUGUGGAACAGCAACAAGCAUCCAGCACUUGCAGAAAUAAAUCCAAACCAUCCAUUUCAAGGCCAAUACUCAGUAUCAGACAUGAAGUUAAGAUUCUCACAUUCUGUUCAGAAUAGUGAACGUGGCAAAAAAAUUGGAAAUGUCAUGGUUACAACUAGCCGGAAUGUUGUGCAAACAGGAAAAGCUGUUGGCCAGUCAGUUGGAGGAGCUUUUUCCAGUGCAAAGACAGCUAUGUCUUCAUGGCUUUCCACUUUUACCACUUCCACCUCCCAAAGUCUCACUGAGCCACCGGAUGGGAAGCCUUGAGCAGGGUGUCAGAAGCUGCUAUUGCUUUCUGAGGUUUAAGUGUCCCCUGUCUGUCUGCUGCUCCCAGGCUGUUAUCAGCCACAGAUCCACAGCAGGGGACCAUAUGUCGAACUGUUUACAUAGAUGGUUGCUCUAAGUGAAUGUUUCAGGAUGCCGAAAUGAUGAAAUCACAGCCAUAGCAGGGAUGGCUUUCCAGGUUGGGGUUUCAAUUGACUACUUUUAUUUCAGUCUGAGCCUGAUUAAAACAUACAGUGAACCUUCUAA
Rhinopithecus roxellana (golden snub-nosed monkey) is the source of this 2482-nucleotide messenger RNA. It is a transcript of the gene AVL9, whose product is annotated as AVL9 cell migration associated. Gene Ontology annotation, cellular component: cytoplasm. NCBI's taxonomy places the organism in Eukaryota, Metazoa, Chordata, Mammalia, Primates, Cercopithecidae. Bases 260 to 2218 code for a protein of 652 amino acids. The record is from RefSeq and is a predicted model, not a curated record. The transcript has 16 exons.